GCGGCGUAGUCGUCAUUGGGCGUCGGGACACCGUGGGCGACGCGGUCUCGGCCCGGUAGUACGCUCGAAAAGGUGAGCACGCGCGUCGUCGAGUGUGUUUUCGGGCCGCGUAGCGCAACGCGACGCAACGCGACGCAACGCGACGCAACGCAACGCAAAGCAACGUAACGUAACGUGACACAACGCGUAGCGUAACGGCGUAACGUAACAACGUAACGUAGCGUGAAGCAGCGUCGCUCGGUCCUCGCGUGGCGGCGACCCGCUUCUUUCCGCCGCAUCGUUCCAACCAUCUCGCACAAACUGACACUCGCACACGCACACACAAACAAGACAUUCGCACCCCCGUCCACGCAACACGAGACACCGACGCAUGGAACGAUGACGGUCCCGCGAGCCCCGUCGAUCUAGAAAAUGUGGAUUACGAUCGGUCCGGCCACGCGAUUCGUUCACCUGUGCGCGCCGCGAGUGUUCUGAUUCGACGGAGACGGAGCGAGUUCUGAAAUAAAGUUCGACUUCGGCCGCGAGAGCGAGAGAGGGGCAGAGAAAGAAAUAAUAUAUAGUGCGACACACCACGACGAGUGCGGGGGCCGGUUCGCUUCGAAGAGGGUUCUAGAUAGAUAUCGGUGGUGAGACCGCCACGAGUGUGCAUCGGGUUCGUUGGUUCGGAGCGAAGGUGGAGGAGGCAGCGCACGAUGAGACGGACGACGAGAGGAUGUCGCGCGGGUACCGCGGGAUUAUUCGCCGUCGUCGUCCGGCCGCGUCUCGCCGAGCCCAGGAACGCUGGUCCGGUGGGCCACCAGGCCCGAUACCUAUGAACGGGCCCGUCGCCAAGCCGUGUCAUGAUCUGAUGGGACGAGUCAUGUCACGUGUCGUCGGGACGCUGAUUGCGCGGUCCGCGCUGCUCACCAGCGUCGCCGCGGCGAUCGUCGUGCUGUCCUGCUGCUGCAGGUGCACGAGAGCCAGCGAAUUCCCCGAGAGAGAGUGCUGCGACCUGAUUUACCCCAUACAGGAGCCCACCGGAAGGUCCACGUCCGCUCCGACACCCACCGGAAGAAGCGGAUCCGACAUCAAAGAGCCGGCCGCCAUACUGAACUGCCUUUACGCUCGCCAAUUGUGCUUCGACGAUCCGAGCUGCAGCGCAAUUCUAGAAAUUAUACCGAGGGUCUGCGGUCCUGAAAUAGUGGCUUGUUCAACGGUGACAGUGACAAAGUGUCAGGCGGCCGUGAACACUCUGCAGGCUUUCACUUACUUCCGACCCACGUGCCUCUGCAGGGAGCGCCACGUAGAUCCAGAUUGCAACAGCUUCCGGGAAUUCCUCUAUGACCAUCCCUGCAACUUCGUCUCGAAGAACGACAAUGACAAGUACCCGGACUCGCUGCUCAGCUGCAAUCACGCGCUGAACGUGUGCGUGCGCGACGAGCCGUGCAGCCAAAUAUUCGAGGACUUCAAAAGCAACUGCAAAGCGCGGGAGGGCAAGUGCCGGAUGGAGAGCCGGACCGCUUGCCACGAUUCGUGGACGCAGAUGCGGCUGUCGCUGAUGUUCGGCUGCAUCUGUCCGGUGAAUCACAUGAAGAGACGCUGCGACCGGAUCUUCUCGACGGUGAACCACAAUCCGUGCGUUGAGUUCCUGCCCUCCUCGACCUCCGUAGACCUGUCGGGCACGGACUCGGCCCUGUAUCCGUUCGACCCGCAGCAGGAGAGCUACCAGGGGAUCUGGUUACCGCCGACCAGUAUGUACCCCUAUUUUCUGUUCCCCGGGGCCGCGCGCACCUCGUACUACGACCACGAGAGCACGUACGACGUCCAGGAGCCCGGUCAGAGGCGUCAGCACGGGCAUCGUCAUCAGCACGGCCGUCAUCAGGAAGCACCGGAGUUGCCUGGCAGGCCAGGUGUCCUCGUGGUCGACGCGUACGAUCCUCGUGCCGAUUACGAGAACCGGCACGAGGCGCGUCCCGGUACAGACACCGAGCACCACCGGCCUGCGUACAGGGAGAAAGAUACGGACGAUCGGUCGAUGGAGGGACCUGGCAGCUUCUAUGAUCGCGGCUCUUCUUCUUCUUCUUCUUCGUCUUCGUCUUCGUCUUCUUCUUCUUCCUCUUUCUCGUCUUCUUCUUCUUCUUCUUCCUCUUCUUCUUCAUCUUCUUCUUCUUCCACGUUGUCCAAGCAUGAUCGUGCCUCCAGCACAGUGCACCUGCAGCCAAGGCACUCCCAAAGCGAGCAUGACGCGCACCACCUGCACCAUCAUCACCAUGACCAGCACCACCAGCACCACCCCGCACCACCCGCACCACCGUCCGUUGCGACGUCGUCUUCUUCUUCGUCGUCGUCCUCGUCGUCGUUGUCAUCGUUGUCGUCGUCGUCGCCCCCGAGUUAUCUGCCGGCUCGUCCAACGCCUACCGUGGACGAGACGAAACGAAUCGAGAGACCGGACCUGGUGCACCGGAAGAAAUUCGCACCAAGGCCCACCUACGAGCACCGGGCGAUCUUCGAUCGCGCCGACGACGACCUCGAUGACCUCGAAUUCAAGAUCGGCGCGCUGCCAGUCGACCGGCUCUUCGAUCUCCGCGAGGCCUUCGAAGGGUUCGUCGACCAAGUGAAGGUCAUCUCGCAUCCGGACAACUCGACCAGCUUCGAGGUGAUCGAGUCGCAGCUGGAGAACCCUCUGAUCGACGUCAACCACAAGGAUCUGCUCGAGAUGAAACAGGUCCCACUACCCGGCGGCCACCACCACAAAACGUACCAUAAGAAGAACCAGACGGACGAUCACGAUCAGUCCUUGGUGUUGCCAUCUGCCUCGUCCGACCUGGACAAGAUCCAGCAGCCGGUGAAGGUCAUCCUCUCCAGCACGUGUCAUCACGCUUACACCGCCUGCAAGAACGACCCGGAGUGCAAGGUGCUCCUGGAGCCGGUGCUGAAUCACUGCGACAUGACGAGCUGCGCGAGAAACGAGUGCAUGGAUGCUCUACAGAAUUUCUACAAGUCGGCCAAUCACAAACACUCCGUGGAAAUAGCGUUCUGCCUGUGCAGGAAGACGGAUGGCAAGGACGAGUGCAUCGUGGCGCAGGAGAAAAUGCAUCCUGCGUGCGCGCAGCGAGUAGAGGGAUCGGAAAUGCCGACCUGCCACAGCCUGGCCCAGAACUGCAAGAAGACCGCCGCCUGCAAGAUGAAGCUGGAGUAUUACGAGCAGAGCUGCGCGGUGGACAGCGUGACGAAGAAAUGCGCGGGUCCGGUGGCCGAGUGCCGGAAAGCGAUGCUGGGGAUCCUCGGCACCGAGUUGCGAUUCAACUGCGCCUGCAAAGGCACCGAACUCUCGCAACUUUACGACUGCCUCGGCUGGCAACGGCUUCUCUGGGUGAAUCCCUGUGUGGUCGAGUCCCAGAAGGACUAUCACGCACGCAGGAAACACCAUCAUUAUCCUCGGACUACGACGACGACAGUCUCGUCGACGACCAGGUCGCCGGUUAGCACGACGACUGCCACCGUGGUCGAACAAGUGGAAGAUAAUCAAAUACCGGAAGUGACGAGGUGGCCGACCACCGAACCCACGGAAACUUGGGAAAUCACGACGACUUCGACGACGACCACCACCGUCAGCACCACCACGAUCAGCACCACGCCGAGCACCACUACCACCACCACCACACCGCCGCGCUUCUGCGUGGUUCAAAGGGCGAGGCAGAGGCACCAAUACAUAAGGGAGGGCAAAGGCAAGAGGCUCUAUCGCGAGGACGAGCCGGAAUGUUCGGAGCUGUGCCAGUGCGGCGAGGGCGAGGUUCUCAGGUGCAACACGAUCUGCGUGAACUCGUUGCCCUGCAAGACGGACUUCGCCUUCUACAAUCACGAGGCACCGGCGUAUCAGGCGCAUCGCGGACCCUGCCUUUGCUACAGCGGUCGUUUCAUAUGCAUGCGGCCUUCACCCGAUGCUUACUCUAUACCGCACGGGGUUUUCAUGUUCCUGGGAUACAGCGAAAAGGACGAGAGCUUGUUGCGACAGCAUAACAAUGUCACUGUCCUGGACGCGGUCUCGUCCCUCGAUAGCUUUAUGAGAGAAGAAGUUAAUAAUCAGACGGUGUGCACUCUCUUCCUGUACAACGCGACCCGAGAAAACGUGAUUGCAGUGGCGCGUCUCGGGACUGACAAUCCGCCCCUAAAUAGCAGCCAGGCUCAAAGUCUCCAGCACCUUCUGCGCGUCAAGGAGGAGUGCGCCGCGAUGCUCCAGGACCUCAGCGACAAGAUCAACAACAAGCACCACGAGGUCCACACGCAUCCCCUGCUCUCGAUCUUCAAGAUGGCCGAGGUCGAGGUCAAGUUACCCUACAGCAACGAGGCGGCCGGUCUCGGGAGGUCGAGCAUCCUCCUCGCAGCGAUCCUCUCGGUCCUCGGCCUGUUUCGAUCGGCGUCUACGUGUCUGAUCGCCUCGUGACACGGGCCACAGACCGUCACCCACACCGAUUGAAGAGGAAGCGAACAUCGUUGAAGCGAAACGGGGGAAUCGGCAAGAGGAACAAGAAGAGGAGGGAAAGGAACGAGAGUCGCGGCAGCUGGGAAGGAAGAAGACGGAGUCCAGGCCGGAAUAAAAGCUGGAAGGGAAACCAUAUAAAUAUAUACAUACAUACAUAUUCGUUGCUCGGAUACACCGAGGAACGAACGGCCUCGGGCGUGUGUGCAUCAACGAAACAGAGUCGAGCUGGCGCACCUAAUUAACGGGGCUCUAAUCUUCGUGCCUCGUGGAUCAGAUACGUAGAGAAUUCUGGCUCGUUAGCCGGCCGAUCGAGGAUCCCCCGUCUUCCCGAAAUCCGAUCUACCGGCUCCGCUUAUUCGCAAUCGGCGCGACACCGAAUAUGCCAAUUUCGCGCGGAAAAUAUUCAUGCGGACAUUUGGCCGUCAUCCGUCAGCCGUGUCGCGGAUGCUCGUGCAUUCGAUGAUAGCAAGAAUUCACCGAAAACUAAGUACGCGAGACGCGGGAUUGCAAUUACACACGUUCAAACCUUUUCAAUUUUUAAUCCACUCGAGUAGAACUACCGAUAAUCAUGGUACGUUCAAAAUUAACCACAUUGACUUCGUAAACGCUCUAUCAUUUUUUAAAUAGUUUCUUUAAUCCUUCCACGGUGUUUCGGGUCUAACCCGGAUCGCGAGCUAGGAUUAUAUAACGUUUUUAAUUACCGGCUUAUUGCAGUGAGAUUUAUCGAGUCCGGAAAUAAUUUCUUACUUUCGUCUGUAUUUUUGCGUUUGUUAUUGUAUCCUUUCAUACAACGAGCUCAAAAAUAUUGUAUCAUAGUGCACUUUCCGUGUUGGUAACUUUACUAUUUUGCGAAUAAAUAUGUCUCAAUCCCGUCGUCUCGAAGCCCGAGACUCGAAAAUCCACACAGUCUGCGUGGAGAAAUCUAGCAAAAUCGCAGAAAGUCAUUACCAACUCGAUUAAGCUGACCCACUAUUCGAUUUCUACUCCGGUUUAUUUUUCUCGGCGCAUUUCGUCGUGGAUCCGCGAACGCUCUUCGCUCCCCGGAACGCGCUCUUCCAAGUUCCGCAUGAAUUAUCCGCGCGCAGGUCGCCUCGGGAACGAGACUUCCCC
Messenger RNA from Megalopta genalis, 5572 nucleotides. RefSeq names its product Glial cell line-derived neurotrophic family receptor-like (gene Gfrl). Gene Ontology annotation, molecular function: signaling receptor activity. Lineage: Eukaryota; Metazoa; Arthropoda; Insecta; Hymenoptera; Halictidae. The record is from RefSeq and is a predicted model, not a curated record. Gene Ontology annotation, cellular component: signaling receptor complex; external side of plasma membrane. Gene Ontology annotation, biological process: nervous system development.